UUUAAUUACAUUGUUCUGUCUGAUGUGAACAUCUAUAAAACCACAUUAAAUGAGGCAGCCAAUACACAACUGCAUUUGACGAAGAAAGGACAAUACUGGGAACAAUGUACAUUCUACAUCUAGCACUGCUCGCUUGUUUUGGAGCAUUCCAGACAAAUGGUCUUGAAAUAUAUGACUAUGAAAGAUUGUUUGGACUCAGCGAUAAAGUAGAAGAGGAAAAAUACAUCUGCGCAGAUAUUGUGUUUGCUUUGGACAGGUCAUGCAGCAUAACACCAGAAGACAGACUCAAGAUGAUCACUAUAGUAGAAAAUGUAGUGAAAGGCUCUAAAACAAGUGAUGGCACCAGGUUUGCUUUGCUGACAUUUGGCUAUCAUGCAAAGCUUGAAUUCAGCUUUGGUGAAUUUUCAACGAGGGCUGAGCUUUUAGCAAGACUUGAUACGUUAAAAGAAACGAUCAUUGAGAAACAAGAGAAAUGUAAGACCUACACCUGGGAGGUUUUGGAGAUGGUUCGUAACACCUCAUCGCUACUCGGCACUGAACCAAGAUUUGAUGAAAGGACUAAAAAGGAGCGAGGAAGGAUCUUGAUUCUCAUGACAGAUGGUGUCCCUUUCAGUGAUGAAAAGUCAAGAGAAGAGAAGAAAGAGCUGACAAUUGAAGAAGGCAAGAAGAACCAUGCUGUUGGCAUAACAACCUUGGUUGUUCAGGUGGCGAACAAAAAAGAAAAGAAUGAUCCUACACAGGAUGAAGAGUUCAAAGAUUUUUUUGAAAAACUGGUAACAAAACUGAGAUGGUAUAUUCCCGUUGGUAAAGAAACAAACCUGGAAGGAGUUGGCAUCUUUUUCUUUUAUGAUUUGGUUAAAGAAUUUCCAUGUUCCUAUCGAUGCAUGAAGAAAAUUGACCUCUGCUUUGUGAUGGACAGAAGCAUUAGUAUCAAAAUUGAAGAUAUCGCUAAAACAAAGGAUUUUUUCAAGGACCUAUCCGAUUCAUUCCUGAUAACAUAUGAUGAGAAUUCUGCAAAACACUGGCAGACAGCUAUGAUUGGCGUAAGCAGCUACAAUAGAGAGGUCUACCAGCAUGUAUUGGGACGUGAAUGUCGUGAUAAUGCCUGUGUUCGUGAUAAAAUCGAUGCCAUUCCAGAAACACAUGACAACUUCACUGAGACUGAUGAUGCCCUUGAAAAUGUGUUAGCUCAAUGCCUAUCAUUAGAUAACACCCGUGGAAAUGGAAUACCAAGGGUGGCGCUGAUUGGUACAGAUGGCAAUACCUGGGAGACAGGAACUAACUUCAUCAAUUCUAAAAAGACUAUCAAAAUGGCUGAUAAGCUGAAGAAGAAUGGCAUUGAUAUAGAUGUAGCAGGAGUGCCAAAUUAUCAAGAUCGUGUAGGAAUUGAUGAAUGGAGGGCAAUCGCAAGUAAUUUCAUCUUUGAUCUGCGACUAAACCAGGACUCUCCCUUCAAACCCGAUUUUGAUGACCUGAAGCCUAUUGUUGGAACAGUGGCAAGAUUAUUUUGUGAAAAAUAUGGGGUUGAAUAAAUUGAAAAACAUGCUUUCAAAAUUAA
Messenger RNA from Owenia fusiformis, 1558 nucleotides. NCBI's taxonomy places the organism in Eukaryota, Metazoa, Annelida, Polychaeta, Sabellida, Oweniidae. The record is from the annotation of a GenBank genome assembly.